AUGUAUGCACCAAUUGAAAUUAACCAGGUCACUGACCCAGAUAGAGGUAACGAUAAUGGCAUGACGGCCCUACAUGUGGCAGUUUGCGGUCUGCACGUUGAUGUUGUCAAGUUCCUCCUUCAGUAUGGAUGCAACGUCAACGCUGUUAAUAAUGAUAACUGGACCCCACUACAUUACGCGGCUCUCAAUUCGAGGAAGGAUUUGGUGGAGAUGUUGGUUGAGCACGGAUCAUGCGUGUACGCUCUGACGUCGGACCACCAGACACCUCACGACAAAUGCCAGCCAAAUGAAGAAUGCGCCAAAGUGCUAAAAGAUUACGAACAUCAGUUGGGCCAUGUGAACAACGGUCUGGUCUACUGCAUGGUUGGCUAUCAAGCUGAACAAGACGAAGAACUGACCGUGCACGCUGGUGAGAUGCUGAGAAUUUUGAGAAGGGGAGAUGAGAUGGAGAAGGAAGGGUGGUGGUGGGCCAGAAGGGUGACUGAACACGGAUGGGGUGAUGAGGGUGGGGUCUCGGAGGAACACAGCCACAAAUCUACCACCACCGCGACGUCCAUCAUUGAUAUUGAUGAUGUUGCAGAUGUGGACCACGUUGAAGAUUUUGACGACUGCAGUGGUUCCGUUGCGACUGAACAAGCUGGCUCAGCAACCAUGGGGAGACACGUAGAAGGAAGUGUAGCGCGGAGUAUUAUUGCUGUGUAUAAAAUGGCGCCUAAAAAAUGGAUCUAGUGAGAAAUUUUAUCUCUUUUCGAGUAUUGUCCUGAAGAGAUGAAAGUUAACAAAGAUUGGAUUGAAGUUCUGAAAUGAAGAUACCAAUCAAGAUUAAUUAAUAAUGACCAUGAAACAAAUUCGCGAUGGUGCUGGUUGUCAUAAUUUUGUAAUCUACUGAAAUUUCAUUUUGAAGAUUGUUGGCCAUUAUUGUUAGCUUGGGAUAAGCUACAAUGUUGGGCAUGGAGAUGAUGAACGUUAGGUAUGUAGAUGUAGUCUGUCGUGUGUGACAGCGUUUACCUUUCUUUUUUGUUAUGAUAACAAUUAAUUUAUUGCUUGUGCAAUUGAUAUUGGACGUUUUUUGUUUCUUGCAGUAAUGCUUUUCAUUUGGUAAAAUAAAUUUAUUUAUACGUACAGUUUUUUGCUUAAGAAAAGAAUUUUUAAACCAAAAACGUAGUAUUUGAGUUAAGACCAUAUACACCUAUCCAUUUUAACGUUUAGAUUUUAUUGUGGUUUCUGUUUGAAAUGCUUUUACUUAAUUUUUUUCAUUUUUUGAGUAUCAUGUUGAACGAGUUGAUAAUAUUCAGAUAUCAUUUUGUUUUAUUUUUCCAUAAUUUUUAAAAUUUCAAUUUUAGACGUAGUAUUUUUCACAUUAAUUUAUCCGUGGCAGUUAUUGUAGCCAGUCAAGAUUUUUAUUGUUUUUCUAUGGUCCUUUACCUUUUUUUAAUACUUUUACGUAAAAGGCAUUUGAAAAAUUGUUUAGCCAGUCUAAUUUAUAGCGUAUUAUAAAUUUUCUGUCGUUGUUUGAUCAUAUUUUAUUUCAUCUGCAUUGGAGAGCAUUCCAAAUAUCUUAAUUUCAUUUUUAUUUUUUAAAGAAUUUUCAGAAAAUUAUGUUUCGCAAAAUGAAAGUUGUAAAUAUUUGUGAAUGUUAUGGAACUAUCUGUCUGUACAGGGUUUAUGAAAAUUUCAUAAAUCCCAAAUUAAUUGAAAAAGUCGUUCAAUUCCUUUUUUUGGUUUCUUCAGUAGUAUUCUUGUAUAUGUACAAAUAUUUAUUGUUUAUGGCUUAUAAUUUUUAUAUUUCAGUUUUUUCAGUUGAAUUUUAUUAACGACGUCACAUACAAUCGAAACUGUCCUUGUACGUACAUACGGUGUGAGUUGUUGUGACUGACAAUUUCUAAAGGCAAAAUGCACUGGACACUCUUUUACGAGACAUUUCUGACGAACAGGUGCUUCAUAUUCUAAUGUUCGUGUCUUUCUACAUUUUGGACGAUGACGAAUGUUAGGAAAUUUAAUAAUAUACUAAAGAAUCAUCAAAUUAUUUUAUUUAUACCUUGUUCAUUACGGUUACAGUCUUAAAUUUUUCAUGUCCUUUUUUUAAAUAAACUACUUGUUGUGAUUGUUUC
Molecule: messenger RNA, 2111 nt
Organism: Helobdella robusta
Lineage: Eukaryota; Metazoa; Annelida; Clitellata; Rhynchobdellida; Glossiphoniidae
Exons: 4
Coding region: 1-729 (242 amino acids)
Biological process (GO): regulation of apoptotic process
Cellular component (GO): nucleus
Molecular function (GO): p53 binding
Source: RefSeq, a predicted model, not a curated record